AUGAAAUCUGUUGCCAUGCAACAAAAUGUUACCAUGGAUCAAUCUCAUAUGCCACCAUUAAACUCUGUCAGUUCAAUACGCUAUGACAUUUGUUUAGAAGCCCCAACAGCCGCAGCUCAGAAAAUUGAUGAACCUCCCUUGACUUAUUUAAAUAAAGGUCAACACUAUAAUAUCACCUUGAAGGAUGUCAAGAGUUAUGAUGGAGACAUUAUCAGUACAGCCAUUAUCACUUUCCAUGAUGAAGCACACCGCGCUGGUGCAACUGACUAUUGGAAGUUUUGGUUAUCUCAUCAAAAUAAUGCAGAAAAAGCAAAGGCCAUUGAUUUAGACAUCUCAAGGUCAAAUGGCAUCCAUAUUAUCGAACACAGGCAAUUUGAUCGCAUUGUAUUUCGUUGGAAUGGAAAAACAGGUGCAUCCAUCUAUGUCAAGUUCAACUGUCUCUCUACAGACUUUUCUAGAAUCAAAGGUGUCAAAGGUAUACCUCUUCGUCUACAAAUCGAAAGUUAUCAACAUGGCAUGCCUCAUGUCGAAAAAACAUACUGCAGAAUAAAGUUGUUUCGUGACAAAGGUGCGGAAAGGAAAAAUAAGGACGACGCAAGACAUAUUGAACGACAAUUGGAAAAGCUUCGCGGGAAAAACGGCGAACCUCAUCCCCUCUGGCUGGCUUAUUCUCCAACGUCUCCCGUGACGGUAUUCAGAGAGUUAGUUACACCAGAAGAAGACAUGGCAGAAGAUAUGCAUAGACGCGGCUUAAUUGCCUCUCCAAGCAGUAACAACGUCCUCUUGCCAUUACCUUCUCCAGUACCUGCUCCAGUAAAUUUUAUGCCCGGCCCCAUGCGAAGAAGUUUUAGUACAAGUUUUCAACCUGCUCCUGCUGUGGAUAUGCAUUAUCCUUACCCUGCACAAGUACCCAUAGGCUACGAUCCUUCCUAUGUACCUCAGAGAAGAAGACGUAUCGCAAAGCUUAGUGUGUUGGUCAAGUUUGAAUCAGACGAUGUCUACAGAGCUAUCUAUUUAGAACAUCUGACAGUUAAAGAAUUAACGGAAAAGAUAGUUGAACGUAGUGAGAUAAAGAAACCUGUCAGCAAAGUUAUUCGAAAGUUCAAACGAUCUAAUAAGAAAUCCAUUGUUGUCCGCAUGGAGGAUGACGUUGUGAAGGAUAUGCAAGAAGAGCAAGAUAUAUUAGUACAGACUGAGGAUGAUGAAGAUGGCCAAUCUGUCACAUUAGUGUUGGUUUUUUGA
This is a messenger RNA of Rhizopus microsporus ATCC 52813, 1242 nucleotides long. RefSeq names its product CP2-domain-containing protein. The transcript has 7 exons. The coding region runs from base 1 to 1242 and encodes 413 amino acids. The record is from RefSeq and is a predicted model, not a curated record. Gene Ontology annotation, biological process: regulation of transcription by RNA polymerase II. Gene Ontology annotation, molecular function: DNA-binding transcription activator activity, RNA polymerase II-specific; RNA polymerase II cis-regulatory region sequence-specific DNA binding. NCBI's taxonomy places the organism in Eukaryota, Fungi, Mucoromycota, Mucoromycetes, Mucorales, Rhizopodaceae. Gene Ontology annotation, cellular component: nucleus.